GGGGGGGUCUUUACAGUAUGCUCCAAUGGGAAACAGGCUUCAACACAAACGGUUGUUUUCCGCUUGGUCCUAGAGCUCAACCAGUGUCAAUUUAAUAUAGCGUAAUAUUGUUUUUGGAUGGUAAAAUGUGCAGGGGUCAAAACUUGACUUUGGAAAAUGUGGGGGGGACAUGUCCCCCCUGUCCCCCCCAAAAAUUACGUCCAUGGAAUCAAAUAUGCUCAUAAUUUCAUAUCGUUGAACAAAUAGUUUGACUAUCAUAAGGGAGAAUGGCGCUAAUCAGGAUAACAAACAACAACACUGUGAAGACUGAAUGCCUCGUGUUUAUGGAGUGUUGUCCUGGGUCUUUUACAAACUACUUUCAUGAAUCGAUCCAGAUUUGAUGCAGGUGUGUCCAAAGUGUGGCCCCGGGGCCGUUUUUAGGCCUCUGAGUGAUUUUUGUGGCCCCCGUGUUGCUUUUCUAGAACAGAGAAUUGUCUCUCCUGUACUCUUCUGACAUUGAUCCACUGUUUCCAAUGCUUUUGAUGUAUUUUCUGCGUUUUUUUAGAAACGUACAAAUAAAAAUGACAAGAAAUAACUCUUCCAUUAAAAACGUCCCAUCUUUGCAACGACUGACGGUUUUGGUGGUCCUCUGUAAAAGUUCUGGACGCCUCCGCUCCGGACCCUUCUCUAACUGUUUUAUGACUGCUCCUUUCUCGGCAGUCGUUUUAAAAUGACGACCGCUUCACGGCGUGGACGUGUGAGCUCCGUGUGAUGUCUGAGCGGCUGUGGGAAUUGUGACACCUUCCUUUAGUUAAAACACAGGUGAGAGCCGGAAGCUUCCGUAUAAAACUCCUCUCUCCACCUGAUGAGGUUCAGACUGCAGGGUUGCCUCUCGGGACCUUGGACCUGUUUGUUCUUUAGUUUCAUUUAGUAAAUGAUACCUAAAAUCUUGAAUUAUUUAGCACGUUUAGAAAAAUAAUUGCAUUAUUUUUGUCAUAUGAUGGCCUUUUUCGGCAGCUUGAUCUUUUUGCUGAGCUGCAUCAGCGUCACUGCGACACUUUCUUUUAGGUCUCUUGUGAAGAAGUCAGGAGAUGUGUUGGAGUCCUCUGGAGCUGGACCCGAUGGACCCCUACAGGGAGUAGUUAAGGUUCUGCAGCUGGACCCCCAUGCCCUGGCCCAGUCUGGGUUCCUCAGACGAGGACUGGCCAACAGGAGAGCCCUUACGCGCGUCUCCAGGCUGCCCUUCCCAUCGUUCCUGUCUCUGGGCCGUCCGGGCCAGCCCCCAGCUCCCAGAGGUCCUGCAAGUCCACCACUCAGCCUGCGUCCGAGAGGACGUGUGGAGACAGAGCUGAAGAAGAUGCAAGGGCGGCAGAUGUGGCAGAGCGUCCUUAAUAAAGGAGACAAGACAUCCCUGCCGGUCAACUUAAAGGACGCUAAACAAACGUGCACAGCAGUGCCGUUCACUCAGCGUGUGACGGCGGACGGAUGCCAAACGGUCACGGUGCGCAACCGGCUGUGCUUCGGUCAGUGCAGCUCCCUCUUCGUCCCGUCGGAGGCGGAGUUUGCUGAGCUGAUCCCUGUGGUGGGAGCCUUUCGCCGCCGAGGCCCCUGCUCCCGCUGCGCCCCUUCCAAGUCCCAGACCGUCACCGUGCCUCUGCUGUGCGGAGCCCACGUCCGCCAGAAACGAGUGAUGGUGGUGGAGGAGUGCAAGUGUGAGACGGGCCGGGAGGAGAGGAGCAUGGAGGCUGCAGCUAGCUCCCACCUGUAGCAUCAGCUUUACUUUUCAUGAACUUUCUUUAUAUUAUUCCAGUCUGAAUGCUUCAUUCAGAGUUAAGCACUCCGGUGGUUCAUCCCACCGUCGAUUACUGACAAGAACCCUGCGUUUUGGUUCUGCUUUUUGUGAUUUUUAAACGGCUAAAGCUGUAAAAACAGAACUUUUUAAGUAAUGUCACCAUUAAAACCUCCUUUAUCCCCACUUACCUUUUGCCUGGCCUCGCUCAUUAGUGUCCCUGCGACGCCGCCGGGUUCACAAACGCCAUUUGUGUUGCACAAAGAGAAUUAGUUUGGUUUUUUGGGCCGUUUUUUUA
This is a messenger RNA of Nothobranchius furzeri (turquoise killifish), 2066 nucleotides long. RefSeq names its product DAN domain family, member 5 (gene dand5). The record is from RefSeq and is a predicted model, not a curated record. NCBI's taxonomy places the organism in Eukaryota, Metazoa, Chordata, Actinopteri, Cyprinodontiformes, Nothobranchiidae. Gene Ontology annotation, biological process: determination of heart left/right asymmetry.